AGGUGUAUCCGGUUGGCCAUUUUGAAAACUGAUGAUCGUUCAAUGAAGACUAUGAAUUGGGAAGAAUCAGUAGAAACACUGAAGAAAAUUAGAGAGGAUGGUUAUCGUAAGAGUCACGAAGUCAUAGCAAUUUGGAUCGACUGUUUAUCUCAUUUCACGCAUAAAUUAGGAGAUGACGCAUGGGUCAUAUACGAACAAGUAGCAAUUGCGGCGUUGGACUGCGGUAGAGAUGACAUAGCAGAAGUACAAUGCAUCAGAAAACUAAGACAUAGAUUUUCAUCAAGUCAACGAGUAAGGAGACUGGAAGGAAUGUACUACGAAAGUAAAAGAAAGUUUGAAGAAGCCCGAGAGAUUUACGACAAAAUUCUUAAAGCUGAUGAAACCGAUUUGAUGACAAGAAAACGAAAAAUAGCAAUACUGAAAGCGCAGCACCAAUCAUCGGAAGCCAUCAAGGAGCUUAACAAACACUUGCUACACUUUCAAAGCGAUUACGACUCUUGGAUGGAACUUUGCGAUUUAUAUUUAAGUGAACAAGACUAUGCAAAAGCAGCAUUCUGCAUGGAAGAACUAUUGCUUUCUAAUCCUCAUAAUCACCUAUACUAUCAAAAAUACGCCGAAAUUAAAUAUACACAAGGAACCGCGGAUAACUUACAUAUAGCCAGAUCAUACUUUGCGCAAGCGAUAAAAAUCAACCCGAACAAUAUGAGAGCCCUUUAUGGACUCUAUUUGACAACAAACACUUUAGCUACAAGUACAAAACCAAAAGAAAAGAAGGAACAUACGAAAAUGUUGAAAACUAUGUCUUGGGCAUCGGAUCAAAUUAGGAAGAAAGUAAAGUCUACUCCUUUGCCAGUAAACGAUAAUUUGAUCGACGCUACAGACUACUUAUUUGAAUCGUUGAAAAUUGCUUAG
Messenger RNA from Dimorphilus gyrociliatus, 912 nucleotides. The record is from the annotation of a GenBank genome assembly. Lineage: Eukaryota; Metazoa; Annelida; Polychaeta; Dinophilidae.